Molecule: messenger RNA, 5946 nt
Organism: Sciurus carolinensis (gray squirrel)
Lineage: Eukaryota; Metazoa; Chordata; Mammalia; Rodentia; Sciuridae
Product: small G protein signaling modulator 1
Exons: 24
Coding region: 516-3977 (1153 amino acids)
Biological process (GO): activation of GTPase activity
Molecular function (GO): GTPase activator activity
Source: RefSeq, a predicted model, not a curated record
CCAGAGGUGGACCUGAGACUCCAUUUCUCAAAAUGCGCUCAUAUGGUAGGUGCCUGAGCGGGGAUUUGAACCCGGGUCUGCUGGAUUCCAGGGCUGAUAGUCUACAUCACACCUCCUGAUUCAUGUAGCUACCUGAGUCAUCCAACCAUUCACUCAUGGAGAUCUUUAUUGAGCACCUACUAUGUCCCGGUUAUAACACAGUAAGAACAGGAGAGGUUUCUACCCUCAUAGAGCUUAGAUUCUGGAAGGAGGAUGCAGACAGUAAACCAAUAGAGAAAAAGGACAGGAAGGGUGGUAAGUACCCUGAAGGGGCCAUGAUAAGGGCCAGGAUGUGGUCAGGGAAGGAGAGGACAUUUGGUGUGACAUCUGAGAGAAGCAGCAGCCCACCAUGCAAAAGUCCACGCAAAUAAUUAAAGUGGGAAGCGGGUAGCUACUAAGUCACAAGCCUGCUGAAGACAGGUGGUGAGGAUGUGGAAGGAAAGCAACUACCAGAGUGCCCCCAAAAUGGCCUGCAAAUGGUCCUGGGGAGCAGCGCAGCCCUCUGGGGAGCUGCACCCUGGUGGCACUGGUCUCUCCCCACUGCCUUGCAGGUGAAGCAGAUCAUGGAAGAGGCGGUCACGCGCAAGUUUGUCCACGAAGACAGCAGCCACAUCAUCUCCUUCUGUGCUGCAGUGGAGGCCUGCGUCCUGCAUGGGCUGCGGCGGCGGGCAGCUGGCUUCCUGCGCAGCAACAAGAUCGCAGCUCUCUUCAUGAAGGUGGGCAAGAGCUUUCCGCCAGCCGAGGAGCUGAGCCGCAAAGUCCAGGACUUGGAGCAGCUGAUUGAGAGCAUGCGAAACCAGAUCCAGGGACUCCCGGAAAAUUCUCGGAAGCUGCCCAAGCUGCCCAACCUGUCCCCGCUCGCCAUCAAGCACCUGUGGAUCCGCACCGCCUUGUUCGAGAAGGUCCUGGACAAAAUUGUGCAUUACCUUGUGGAAAACAGCAGUAAAUACUAUGAGAAGGAAGCUCUUCUGGUGGACCCUGUGGAUGGCCCCAUCCUUGCCUCCUUGCUGGUGGGGCCCUGUGCCCUGGAGUACACCAAGAUGAAGACUGCGGACCACUUCUGGACCGACCCCUCGGCUGACGAGCUGGUCCAGAGGCACCGCAUCCACAGCUCACACCUGCGGCAGGACUCGCCCAGCAAGCGGCCAGCCCUCUGUAUCCAGAAGAGGCAUUCAAGUGGAAGCAUGGACGACCGGCCAUCCUUCUCUGCCCGUGACUACGUGGAGUCCCUGCACCAGAACUCCAGAGCCACCCUGCUCUACGGCAAGAACAAUGUUCUGGUUCAGCCGAGGGAUGACAUGGAGGCUGUACCCGGGUACCUGUCCCUGCACCAGACAGCUGACAUCAUGACCUUGAAGUGGACACCCAACCAACUGAUGAACGGGUCCAUGGGGGACCUGGACUAUGAGAAGAGCGUCUACUGGGACUAUGCCAUGACCAUCCGCUUGGAUGAGAUUGUCUACCUGCACUGUCACCAGCAAGUGGACAGUGGCGGGACAGUGGUGUUGGUGAGCCAGGAUGGGAUCCAGAGGCCGCCCUUCCGCUUCCCCAAGGGCGGGCACCUCCUGCAGUUCCUCUCCUGCCUGGAGAAUGGGCUGCUCCCCCACGGGCAGCUGGACCCGCCUCUCUGGUCCCAACGGGGAAAGGGCAAAGUGUUUCCCAAGCUGCGCAAGCGGAGCCCUCAGGGUUCCUCCGAGUCCACGUCUUCAGACAAGGAAGAUGAGGAGGCCACAGAUUAUGUGUUCCGGAUCAUCUACCCUGGCACACAGUCUGAAUUCGUUGCCCCCGACAUCUUGGCCAGCGCCUGCCCCAUCUCUGUGGGACCCACCUGGAUGGUGAUUCCUGCUGGUCAGUCCGUGCUGGUAGUGGCCAGGCAGAGUCAGUGGGCACGAGCCAGAUGGAAUACCGCCCUCCCUACACCAGGCCUGAAGGAGCAGCCUCCCUUCCCCCAAGAUCUCAUGGAUGUCUCUGUGAACAACCUCCCAUCUCUAUGGCAACCCAGCCCCCGGAAAUCCUCCUGCUCGUCCUGUUCACAGAGUGGCUCAACUGGUGGCAGCUCAACCAAUGGCUGCAACCAUGAGAGGGCUCCUCUGAAGCUGCUCUGUGACAAUAUGAAGUACCAGAUCCUCUCCAGAGCCUUUUAUGGAUGGCUCGCCUACUGCAGACACCUGUCCACCGUGAGGACCCACCUGUCAGCCCUGGUCAAUCACAUGAUCGUGUCUCCAGACUUGCCCUGCGACGCUGGGCAGGGCCUGACUGCUGGGAUCUGGGAACAGUACCUUCAGAACAGCACGAGUUACGAGGAGCAGGAGCUGCUGCGUCUCAUCUACUACGGAGGCAUCCAGCCCGAGAUCCGCAAGGCCGUGUGGCCCUUCCUCCUGGGCCACUAUCAGUUCGGGAUGACGGAAACAGACCGGAAGGAGGUGGACGAGCAGAUCCACGCCUGCUAUGCGCAGACCAUGUCGGAGUGGCUGGGAUGCGAGGCAAUCGUGCGACAGAGGGAGCGGGAGUCCCACGCCGCCGCCCUGGCCAAGUGCUCGUCGGGGGCCAGCCUGGACGGCCACCUGCACCGGAUGAUGCACAGGGACUCCACCAUCAGCAAUGAGUCCUCCCAGAGCUGCAGCUCCGGCCGCCAGAACCUCCGCCUGCAGAGCGACUCCAGCAGCAGCACACAGGUGUUUGAGUCCGUAGAUGAGGCAGAGCAGGUGGAAGGCGAAGGCAGACUGGAGGAGAAACAGUCCAAGAUCCCCAAUGGGAACCUGGCCAACGGCACCUGUUCCCCAGACUCUGGUCAUCCAUCUUCCCACAACUUCUCCUCCGGCCUCUCGGAGCACUCAGAGCCCAGCCUGAGCACCGAAGACAGCGUCUUGGACGCCCAGCGGAGCAUCCCCCCAGCGCUUCGGCCUGGGGACAGCAGCGUGGAGGACGGGCAGAGCAGCGAGGCCACCACUUCCCGGGACGAGGCCCCUCGCGAGGAGCUGGCUGUGCAGGACAGCCUGGAGAGCGACCUCCUCGCCAACGAGAGCCUGGACGAGUUCAUGUCCAUCUCCGGCAGCAUGGACGUGGCCCUGCCUGAAAAGGAGGGUGCGGCGGUAGAGGGCUGGCGGGGUGGCGGGGCGGAGAAGCGCAGCCAGGGGGACAGCGAGGACAACCUCUCGGAGGAGCCCGAGAUGGAGAGUCUCUUCCCCGCCCUGGCUUCUCUGGUCGUGACCACGUCUGCCAACAGCGAGGCGUCCCCCGUGUCUUCCAGCGGGGUCACCUACUCCCCGGAGCUGCUGGACCUGUACACGGUGAAUCUGCACCGCAUCGAGAAGGACGUGCAGAGGUGUGACCGCAACUACUGGUACUUCACGCCCGCCAACCUGGAGAAGCUGCGCAACAUCAUGUGCAGCUAUAUCUGGCAGCACAUUGAGAUCGGCUACGUCCAGGGCAUGUGUGACCUCCUGGCUCCACUGCUGGUCAUCCUGGAUGACGAGGCUCUGGCCUUCAGCUGCUUCACGGAGCUCAUGAAGAGGAUGAACCAGAACUUUCCCCACGGAGGCGCCAUGGACACGCACUUCGCCAACAUGAGGUCGCUGAUCCAGAUCCUGGACUCAGAGCUCUUCGAGCUGAUGCAUCAGAACGGGGACUACACCCACUUCUACUUCUGUUACCGCUGGUUCCUGCUGGAUUUCAAACGAGAACUGGUCUACGAUGACGUCUUCGCGGUCUGGGAGACCAUCUGGGCGGCCAAGCACGUCUCGUCCGCCCACUACGUCCUGUUCAUCGCGCUGGCUCUGGUGGAAGUCUACCGCGACAUCAUCCUGGAGAACAACAUGGACUUCACGGACAUCAUCAAAUUCUUCAAUGAAAUGGCCGAGCGACACGAUACCAAGCAAGUGCUGAAGCUGGCCCGGGACCUCGUGCACAAGGUGCAGACACUGAUCGAGAACAAGUGAGGGAGGCGCCAGCCCAGCCCCCGUGGCCUGUCCUCCUGCCCUCUUCCUCCCGCCAGAGCCCGGCCUGGGCGCGGGGUCCUGGGGUCUGCUCACGAACGUGGACGUCAGUGCAGAGAGAAACGCCCCUGACCUUGGCCUCCAGGCAGGUGGGGUCAAGGGGUUGUGACAUACUCAGUCCAGCCUUACGUCUCCUGUUUGACCAAAGAUCGCCCAAGCCUGAGUCCUCGGCCGCAGGAGCCGGGCUGCCGGUGGACGGAGGGGCGUCUUCCUCUUUGCUCUCCUCUUUCCCUGACCCUUCCUCGUCGCUCAGAUGAGCCCUGGAGUCUCCAGGGCUCCCACUGUCCCCUGGAAGGGGCCUUUGGAGACAUUUAAGAACGUGCUGGAAGGCUGGCUUAACCCGGGGUCCCCUUUAGCAGUGCUGGCCUUUGAGGUUGGCGGAUUCUUCGUGGCAGGGCCACCCUGCGCGUGCAGACGCUGAGCAGCCUCCUCGGCUUCCGCCCAGGGGCCAGUGGCUCCGUCCCCACCUCAUCUGGGACAUCACUGGAUGUCCCCUGCCCAAUGAAAUUGUCCCCAUUUGAGAACCACUGGCUCAGAGGGGAUGCAGAUGUCUCCCUUGCCUCUUUGUGGAUACCAAGCCCCCUUCUGUCCUGAGGCCUCCCCCAGGUAGAAAAGGCACACGGGAGUCCCUCCCACGUCCCCCUUGGAGCCUGGGGCUCCGAUUGCUGCACUGGCUGGUUUUUCCUCCUCUACCUGAAGCCAGGAGGUACUUCUUUUCUUCUUUUCAAGAAAAGCAUCUUCCUGGAAGUACGACGGGAUCCGAGAAGCAUCUGAGGGCAUGAGGUAGUCCCAAGGCAGGGUGGAGGCCGUCCUCCCAUCCCCUCCUCCCAGGGGAGACCCACCCCUCCAUCCACCCACUGCUCUGCUGCACAGAGGCUGGUGGAGACCCCUGGACCAGGGAGGCCGACUUUUCUCUAGCGCCUUUGUUCGCUCAGAACAAAGGAGGGAACGAGACAGGGAUUGGCCAGCGCAGGGUUGGCUUGUGCUGCCCUUGGGAAGCAUCUGCUGAUGAGCUGGGCCAUGGCUGGGUCUAGGAAGAGUCCCCUGCACAGCAGCACAGCAAGGGACACCCGUCCACAGACAGAAUGAGCUAGAGCGCCUGCCCACCCACCCCUCCUGUAGAGCAGCCCGGCCGGCUCACCUGUCAAAGAACAAACCUGGACGGGGCAGAGAGCAAGAGGCCAGAGGAAGCUCUUCCUGCCAGACCUCCUGCCUCUCUGCUGGCCACAGACGGCAGCUGGGAGUUGGGAAGGGGAAAUGGGAAAGCAAGUCAAAGCAUCUGCAGAGGCUGCGGCCCAGGUCAGGGCGGGAUCUGGAAUCUUCCGGCUUCCUUCCUCCUGCUGCCUCUGAGCCCCACCCUGCACCCGAGGGGAUGGGAUGGACCCAGAGGCCUGGCUGCUUCCUGAGGAGAGCCCCGCACAGUCACCUUCACCCUGGCCAGCUCUUGCCCUGCCCCACCACAGCAGGAAGGGGAGGGGACAGGCUGGUCCCCAGCUUCCCAAGACAGGGAAAACUUGGGAAAGGCCUAUGGGAUAAAAGUUUAUUUUGCCAUUCAGCUGUUCACUAGAGAGGAUGCUAUUUUAGCACAACCCAGGCCCCAGACCUCCUGAUUCUUAUUUAUUUUUUUAACAGACAAGUCUCAAAGUACAGCACAAGAUCUCUGCCUUCCCUUGUGGUAUGCCCGAGUGUUUGUGGUUGUGAGCUGGAGCGACUUGUAUUUAUUCCGUUUACCGUGCUCUGAUUCAGACCUCCGUUGGCUGUGUGUGUCUUUGUGUCCUGGAACUGACCGUGUGAGAGAUCCUCUGUCUGUAGGGUGCCCUCCUGUUUUUUUUCAGUAUUGUCCACAUAUCUUGUAAAUGUUUACUGGAAAAUUGUGUCUAUAUAUGGAGAGAAAAUAUAUAUGAGCAGAGAA